This is a messenger RNA of Centruroides sculpturatus (bark scorpion), 2145 nucleotides long. RefSeq lists its product as uncharacterized. The transcript is spliced from 6 exons. Bases 519 to 1811 code for a protein of 430 amino acids. The record is from RefSeq and is a predicted model, not a curated record. NCBI's taxonomy places the organism in Eukaryota, Metazoa, Arthropoda, Arachnida, Scorpiones, Buthidae.
CCUAACCUAUAACCAAAGUCUCCUUUUAAUUUGUUUUUAAAAAAAAGCGCUUGUCCCGUAUGCCGAAGUUGCCCCAAUCUCCCCUAAUAAAGAGAAUUUUUUCCAGUAUAACGAGAGCGAUCGGAAAAGUUAUAAACAUUGGAAAUUCCCGUAGACACCUGGUCUUAAAAACAACCUGUCGGGUCCUUUGAUGUAUACUGGUGAUGCAACGAGAGAGACAUUCGACAUCGACCACUAUCCCUUUGAAUUUAACCGCCUGCCUUUAUGCACACCUACUCUACUUUUAAUACCCAUACUCGUAUUCGGUUUCUUCCGGGAGGAGCGGAGUAAAGAUCCGUCCCCCCGAUUUUUGUUUUUGUUUUUUAUUUCUUCUACGGGUCGGAGGACGAUUCGGGUAAUCGAACCCCGCAAAGGGGCCGACUGACGCCUCCUCCUCUUUGGUUGUCCGGCGCCCGGGGGUCCGGCGGCGCCACCGUCGCCGGUUAUAAGAGAACGCCCGUCCGCAGGUGUCGUCAAUCAUGUUCUACACGCUACUAGUGACUUGUUCUAUACUGUGUUUCGGACCCAGCUGUCAGGCCUCCGAUCUGCCGGUCUGGGCCUCGGCUGCCCUGUCCCUGUUGCGACCCGAUGGGGAAGUCAAUCUCUACCUGGCUCCGGCCGACACGCGGGGAACCCUUCCUGUGGUGUUUCCCGACGGGUGGACGAUCCGGACUCCGGGCCACGUUUUGCUGCUUGAUCCCUCUCCAGGAGUUCCUUUCGGUCAUCCCGUCUUCCUCUUCUUCGGCCUGUCUUCCUCCGACGUCGCUUCCUGCCGGAAAGGUGCGGGACGUUACUUAGGAGACGGUCGCUGUCUGAUACCCGUCUGCCGCAACGGGACACCAGAAGACUUUCCCCGUCCUUCCUGCCACUUCGACUUCCUACCUCUAGUGACCGCCGGACCGGAUUCCCCCCGCCAGGAUCGACAGAGACUCGUCUGCCAAGACGAUCUUCCGGGUUUCUCUCCCUGUCCGCGCCUCAGACCGUUGGAACAGAGGCGGAGUCUCUUCUGCGACCAUCUGAGAUCCAAUCGACGUCGUUGCCCCCCUCUGGCUGCCUGGCGCUCGGGUUGCGGGCCUGCCGACAGGAGGGGUCGGGCCCUGCUUCUGUCGGGGGGUUGGAACGGACAGACAACCGACGCCGAUCAUCCCGAUCGACUGAAAAACUUCUACCUGAAGCUGCGAGAGAACGGAUAUCGUCCCGAUGACGUCCGCAUCUUCUUCGCUAACGGAGCAAACGACGCUUCGGGCGAGAUGGCUCCCGUCUAUCCCUCCAGCCUCAAGUCCGAUUUCCGCUUCCUGUUGAAGAGGACUUGCAAGAGCGUAUGUCUGGACACGCUGCUUGUUUACCUUAACAGCCCGGCAACCCGCAACGGAUCCAGUCUUCUAUGGGAUGCAGACGGCGACGGAAAGGUGGACCCGGACGAGGAAUACUCGGCGGCGGAGUUGUCGUCGGAUUUGGAAAACUGUCGCGCGGGUCGGGUGCUUCUGUUGCUGGAUCAGAGCUUCUCCGACAGACUGGUCGACGCUAUCUCCCCUCCUUCUCGAUAUCGCAACAUCUUCGUCUUCUCCGGAGAAAAAGUCCACGAGUUUCGACAAGGAAACCAACUUGAUUCGACUUCCACGUCUUCUCUUCCUCCCUUCUCUGCCCUUUCUCCCGCGCACGAGAGGACGACUCUUCCAACCUCCUUAAGAAGAACGAUGGCGGCCGUCACCGGAAUACGAGUACGUCCCAGUCUUUCCUCCGAGGAAACGGAGAGGAAACUUUCGUCCUAGAACGAGAGGCGAAGACUCCGAUUUCCUAUUUAUUUUUUUCCACCAAAUCCUAUUGUUUAUACUAAAUAAAAGAACUGAACGUGUGCCACGGUGCUCCUUCCUCCCGAAAAUACGAACAAACGAAUCGUCCGAAAGAGAAUCCGCAGAAUCCCUACGGGGAGAAAGGGAAAAUCCUGAGAAAUUUCUGCCGAAAAGGGGAGUAAAUGAAGGAAAAGGGUUGAAGGGAACGGCGGAUCCGCCGUAUUUAUUUAUUUAACGGAAGGAAUAUUGUACGGAGAGUCGACGCCGAAGAAACCGUCGAUCUUCUCCCCCGUAAUUUGGACUUUUUAAUAAA